This is a messenger RNA of Melospiza melodia melodia, 1976 nucleotides long. Its product is annotated as gap junction beta-6 protein. The coding region runs from base 185 to 976 and encodes 263 amino acids. Gene Ontology annotation, cellular component: connexin complex. The transcript has 2 exons. The record is from RefSeq and is a predicted model, not a curated record. Gene Ontology annotation, molecular function: gap junction channel activity. NCBI's taxonomy places the organism in Eukaryota, Metazoa, Chordata, Aves, Passeriformes, Passerellidae. Gene Ontology annotation, biological process: cell-cell signaling; gap junction-mediated intercellular transport.
CGCGAGCAGUUUUGGCGGGGCGUGCUCCUGUCUCUGAUGGUUACGCGUUUAACUUAGGGCGAAAUCUUUAUUCACCUCCCAGCAGCUCUGUGUGAGCGCGUUAUGUGAAGUGCGUCCGACCAGCUGCGACACCAAGCAAAAUCAAGGUUCCUGCAAUUACAGGUCAGAGGAUUGAAACAAGACAAUGGAUUGGGGAGCUCUGCAUACCAUUUUGGGAGGUGUAAAUAAGCACUCCACCAGUAUCGGGAAGAUCUGGCUCACAGUCCUCUUCAUCUUCCGUAUCAUGAUCCUGGUUGUGGCUGCAGAGAGAGUCUGGGGAGAUGAACAAGAUGACUUUGUCUGCAACACGCUUCAGCCUGGCUGCAGAAAUGUUUGCUAUGAUCACUUUUUCCCCAUCUCUCACAUCAGACUCUGGGCCCUGCAGCUGAUCUUUGUCUCCACACCUGCGCUGCUGGUGGCCAUGCACGUGGCUUACAGGAGGCAUGAGAAGAAAAGGCAGUUCAGAAAAGGAGACCAGAAAUGUGAAUUCAAGGACAUUGAAGAAAUUAGGAAACAGAGGUUUCGUAUUGAGGGCUCCUUGUGGUGGACGUACACCGGCAGCAUCUUUUUCAGACUGGUCUUUGAAGCCGUCUUCAUGUACGCGUUUUAUUUCAUGUACGAUGGGUUCCGAAUGCCCCGCUUAAUGAAGUGUAAUGCCUGGCCCUGCCCCAACACUGUAGACUGCUUUGUUUCCCGACCUACUGAAAAGACCGUGUUCACUAUUUUCAUGAUUGCUGUGUCCAGCAUUUGCAUUCUUUUAAAUGUGGCUGAAUUAUGUUACUUACUGGCAAAGUUUUUCCUCAGAAGGUCUAAAAACGCUGGAAAUUCAAAACAGCAGCCCAACAAUGAGAAUAAGGAAGAAACCAAACAAAAUGAAAUGAACGAGUUAAUAUCUGAUAGCUGCCAGAACACAGUUAUAGGGUUUACAAGUAGCUAAGGUGAUGCCAGUGCUGAGGUUCACUCUUUUUGGAGUGAAUGUUUUAUUUAAAGGCUGCAAAUGAAAUUUGUUGUAUGAAACAAGGUUGGUUGAGGCUUUGAUGCGUAGUGUCAGAUGUCGAGUAGGUACACGUCUGGGAAAAGUCAGGGCAGCCUAAACAUGUGAAAAUUGCGUGAGGGCUAAAUAGGAAGAUACACUUUCCUGUGAGUACCCUUACAAGCUGACUAUGACAAGUGGGAAGCCCACUGCUACCUUCAUGCUGACACAGCUCCUGAAAGCUCAAUGCAACAGCAAUAAGAACAAAACUCUUUCCAAGCUAGGUAUUCUAGUAUUACAAGAUGUUUUGUAAUAGGGGUAGUUUUUACUUGUGAACUGAUGAUUAAAAUAUUUUUCUAAAAUCUAAGAUUCCAUGUUACUUAAGGUGUUAUAGUACACAACUGACUGUGUUUUAUUUCUUAACCAGGCAUAUGCAGAUGAACCUUGUAAUACCAUAUUCAUAGGGAGGAGACAGCAAUAGGCUAUAUGCACUUUCACAACUUUGCCAGUGCUGCUUGAGUCUGGGCAGGUAGCUUGAGAUGCUUGCAUACACACUGCUGGCUGUAGGGGAAUUGUAUGAAAGCCCACCAGUGUGUACAAUUGAGGUACCUAGAUUCUCAGUGCAAACUCCUGCCUGAAAACAGCACAAGAAUAUAGUUACAGCCUAUGUAGACUUGUUUAAACAGCUAGCAGACCUGGUAAUUGUACCAAUCUCUUAAUUGCAUACUGUCAGUUUUAUAGCAACUUACAUAAGUUUAUGUAGAUGGUUUUUUCUCUAAUGUAUUAGCUGUUUCUUUAUACUGUAUCACAUCAUGGAACUUUUUUGGUUUUGAUUUGUUUGCUUUUUUGUAGUAGACUGAUGGUGCUGUUAUGAGACUAGAGUCUGUCUGGUUUCAAGGACAUGGAAAAGUAUUCCUGGAAAUGAAGCGAGUCUUCUGAAUAAAAGGCAAACACUUUAACCUUU